AUGAACGUGGAGCAUGUAAGAACGAAUGAGUGGAACCAGCUUCUGCGUAGCACCGCUCUAGACGAGCAGAUCCUGGCUGUCCGGCGUGCCUGCGACCUAGCAGGCGACUCCAUCGCGGCCAACUUCUUCAAGCCAGAGCAGUUUGUCGGAGACAAACAGCUCACGAGGCUGCAGAGCCGAUGGGUGCUCGACUUCUGCCAGAAGGUGUUCUCGAAGGAUGCGGACGAGACGCAGCAGUUUCUCGACGUGGGCUGCGGGAUCGGGGACAUGACGAAAGACCUGCUUCUGCCUCUGUGUCUACCGUGCCGCCGCAUUGUCGGCGUCGACUUGUCUGGCGAGAUGGUCGAACACGCCGAGCGUCACUUCCGUCACGACAAACUCGCGUUCGCCCAGCUGGACAUCGCCAGCGAAGAGGACGUGACGCAGUUCGUUGACCAGUACGGACUCUUCGACCGAGUGUACUCCUUCAACUGUCUCGUCUGGGUUCGCGACCAAGCGAGGGCGCUGAAGAACAUUGCGAGGCUCCUUAAGCCUCGAGGCGAGUGCCUCCUGGUGUUCCACGCUUCUAUGCACGCGCUCGACGUCAACCGAAGCCUGGUCGAAAUGGAGCGUUGGGGCAAGUAA
Molecule: messenger RNA, 624 nt
Organism: Rhipicephalus sanguineus (brown dog tick)
Lineage: Eukaryota; Metazoa; Arthropoda; Arachnida; Ixodida; Ixodidae
Product: juvenile hormone acid O-methyltransferase
Exons: 3
Coding region: 1-624 (207 amino acids)
Molecular function (GO): S-adenosylmethionine-dependent methyltransferase activity
Source: RefSeq, a predicted model, not a curated record